Messenger RNA from Wyeomyia smithii (pitcher-plant mosquito), 2759 nucleotides. It is a transcript of the gene wap, whose product is annotated as DDB1- and CUL4-associated factor 7. The coding region runs from base 809 to 1843 and encodes 344 amino acids. NCBI's taxonomy places the organism in Eukaryota, Metazoa, Arthropoda, Insecta, Diptera, Culicidae. The record is from RefSeq and is a predicted model, not a curated record. Gene Ontology annotation, molecular function: protein binding. Gene Ontology annotation, cellular component: nucleus. The transcript has 3 exons.
UUUCUUCGCUUUUUCCAACAGUGUUCCGUUUUGACGGUCGCGUCUGGGAGAAAAAAUUUCUCCGACGAAAGUUUGUGCAUUUUCCGACUAAAAUAAGUGCUAGUUUUACAGCGAAACAAGUGCAUUUUUCUGCCCCAGGGAAUUCCCAUUGGUGGCGUUUGUGUGUGAUUUGCUUUUGUUUAGGAUAACUAUCGUUCUGCGAGAGGUAGAUAUGGCAAAAAAGGAAGUGUGAACGAUUCUAACAAAAGGUGCGUCAUUUCUAUCCGAGGAACGAGCGACGAACAGAAACAAAGAAAUAAUUUUUCAUUCAUCCGGUCGUUAUAACCGGAAAGAAACGAAACAUACACUCGCGUUUUCGCGUGGUUUUGGUUUGGUUGCACCGGGAUCAGCUUUGCUAAAGGCGUCAGUGGGUGGAGUGGUACGGCGGAAGGUAGGGGUGCAGGCGGACGACGUCUGUCGUCAUCGAUAGAAAGAGCAGGAAAAAUACAACAGUGCCAGGUCGUGACACUUUCUGCGUCUUCCACUUGCUCCCGGUUCGUGCCUGUUGGCUGCACGUUAGCUUUUGUUUUUGUUGGUACUCUUUGAUUGCGUCUGAAGUACGACAAGACAGUGAAAAACCAAGCGGAAAGGAGGAGAUUCCCCCGGAUAAAAAUAGUUUGGCGGGAGUCAACCGGAUAUCGCGAGCAAUUCUCAGCAACAGCAUCAUCUGCAGCUGCCCUUCGGAGCGCGGCUUGAAGUAGACAGUAGAAGACGUAGAUCUCCAGGGGCUUUUCCCCGAUACGGGCUCAGUGCUGCAGGGACCGUCAGAAUGUCCGGAACCACGGGAAAGCGUAAGGAAAUCUACAAAUAUCUGGCCCCAUGGCCGCUGUACUCGAUGAACUGGUCAGUGCGACCGGAUAAACGCUUCCGGCUGGCACUGGGCAGCUUUGUGGAAGAAUACAACAACAAAGUACAGAUUAUUAGCUUGGAUGAGGACACGAGCGAGUUCAGUGCCAAGAGCACAUUCGAUCACCCAUAUCCGACGACGAAGAUCAUGUGGAUUCCGGACUCGAAAGGUGUCUUCCCGGAUCUGUUGGCCACCAGCGGUGAUUAUCUGCGGGUUUGGCGCGCCGGUGAACCGGACACCCGGCUGGAGUGCGUCCUGAACAACAACAAAAACAGUGACUUCUGUGCUCCACUAACGUCGUUCGAUUGGAAUGAGGUGGACCCGAAUUUAGUGGGAACGUCAUCGAUUGAUACGACUUGCACAAUUUGGGGACUGGAAACCGGUCAACCAUUGGGACGAAUCAAUCUGGUUUCCGGUCACGUCAAGACGCAGUUGAUUGCUCACGACAAAGAAGUAUAUGAUAUAGCAUUUUCACGCGCUGGUGGCGGACGGGACAUGUUCGCCUCGGUCGGUGCUGACGGCAGUGUUCGGAUGUUUGAUCUACGCCAUCUGGAGCAUUCGACGAUUAUUUAUGAAGAUCCGGCGCAUACCCCGCUGUUGCGGCUGGCUUGGAACAAGCAGGAUCCCAACUAUCUGGCGACGGUGGCGAUGGAUUCGUGUGAGGUAAUUAUUCUAGAUGUACGAGUCCCCUGCACACCGGUAGCCCGUUUGAGCAAUCACCGAGCGUGUGUGAAUGGUAUUGCCUGGGCGCCGCAUAGUUCGUGCCACAUCUGUACGGCCGGUGACGAUCACCAGGCGCUAAUCUGGGACAUCCAGCAGAUGCCCCGGCCGAUCGAGGACCCGAUUCUAGCCUACACGGCCGCCGAGGGAGAGGUGAAUCAGAUACAGUGGGGUGCCACGCAGCCCGACUGGAUUGCCAUCUGCUACAAGACAGCCUGCGAAAUUUUGCGGGUUUAAAGUGGACGUAGGAAGAAUCGUACUAAUCAUUCACCUUCUUGCUAUUGUACAUACUAAGACUGAUUUGGGUUUUUUCACUUUACACCUACUACAACACUAGCUAUGGUAAAAUAACAUUUAUUUCGGGGUAGCUUCCACUAGUCGCACUUUAAUUAUUCUGUCAGGCUUGAAAGUCGAUGUUGUAAUCACUCUCGGUUUAUUUGUAUAUAACUACUAGUAGAAGCAUGUCGUAAUUUAUUUUGUUUCCCAAGCUAAUCUACAAACCGUCACUCGUCGCAUCAUACAAAAAAAAAACAAAGCUUGGAGCUCAAGAUAACAAAGCGCGUCUAAGAUUUUCUGCUAAAGAAACGGAAGACUGCGGUUUGGAGUUCUAUUUGUUUUCUUCUUUUACGCCUUAUAGGCAUUGAAACAUUUAGUAGCGGCCUAUGAAGCCAAGUUCAAAACAAAAUCAACAAACAGCAAACAAAAACAGCAACAUCUUUGUGUGUUCAUGCAUCGGUCUAAAGUGCGGUCCAGCUGGCAGACAGUCAGCCGGCAAAGGACGAUUUCGGUUUUGUUUUGCUUCCAAAUUUUUACACUAUGGUUUAAUAACCGAAUACAAACAAUCUAAACUAAACCGAAUAGUUAUAAGCGAGUUUUGUAGUGCUAACAUUGAUUGAGGAGUAGUAACAGGAAAAUAAUCUAGCAAUGAAGCCGUGAAACAGUUUUUAAACUGUGUUUAAUUCGUCUGACAUGGUGUAGAACACAAUUACUUAAUCUUAUAGGUUCUAUGGUACACACACACAUAGACACAAACAAACAGAAUUUAAAAUAGUGAUCCUUUGUGAGGGGGGACUCGUAUGAGACCAUAUGCUAAACUUUUUUUGUAAUUUAUCAUUUUACUAGAAUCGUAAUACACGUAAGUAUUGAAAAACGA